Messenger RNA from Pleuronectes platessa (European plaice), 921 nucleotides. RefSeq names its product CX3C chemokine receptor 1-like. NCBI's taxonomy places the organism in Eukaryota, Metazoa, Chordata, Actinopteri, Pleuronectiformes, Pleuronectidae. Gene Ontology annotation, molecular function: G protein-coupled receptor activity. Gene Ontology annotation, biological process: immune response; G protein-coupled receptor signaling pathway. Gene Ontology annotation, cellular component: membrane. The record is from RefSeq and is a predicted model, not a curated record.
AUGACAUACCUCUGCUCGAUAAGGUUCCUGUCCGUCAGAGGUACCGGCUCUGACCUCAUGCUGGCUGUAUCUCUGCCCCUGUGGGCCCACGACCCCCAGAACCUGGCGUCGUGCAGGCUGAUGACAGGAGUCUAUCAGCUGGGGUUCUACAGCGGCAAUCUGUUCGUGACCUUGAUGAGCAUGGAAUUUGCCUCCUUGGAGAUAGAGGCAGAGAACCCACGUUGCGAGCCCCUGUACCCCGAUGACAUGCUGCAGUUCUGGAAGAUGCAACGAAACUUCAGUGAAAACACAGUGGGCCUUUUCGUCUGUCUCCCCAUUAUGAUUUUCUGCUACGUGAAAAUUCUUGUGGUGCUGUCCACGUCCAGGAACUCACAAAAGGACAAAGCUGUGAAGCUGAUAUUCAUCAUAGUGUGUGUGUUUGUGGUGUGCUGGGUCCCUUACAAUGUCAUCGUUUUCCUUAAGACACUGCAGCUCUUUGAUAUGAUGAACGACUGUGAUGCUUCGAAAACCAUCAACUCUUCCAUGUGCUUUGCUGAGAUCACUGCAUUGGCUCACAGUUUAGGAAGUCACUGGGCAAGGUGAUGACGAGAUGCUUCUGCUGGAGUUAUCAGAGCAGAGUGGCUUUCAGGGACACCACAGAGAGCUGUGAAAAAUAACGCGUUAACGCGUUAUGAUUAAAUUACAGGAUUAAUUCGUUUUUUUUAAAAACGCAUUUAACGCAUGCGACGCCGAAGCGAGGCGUAAGCGCAGCGCCAAUCCUCUGGCUCCCAUCCACUCCCAUGUUAAACCACAGCGCUGAACACACCGGAGGCUGAAGCAUAGCGUUGUGCCGCGGCUGCCUAGCGCCGUGAAGCGAUCGUUUCGGCGUCGAGUCUAUUUUUUCCGCUUGACGCGAGCGUAUCGCGACAGGAAACACACUGA